Messenger RNA from Acanthocheilonema viteae, 522 nucleotides. NCBI's taxonomy places the organism in Eukaryota, Metazoa, Nematoda, Chromadorea, Rhabditida, Onchocercidae. The record is from the annotation of a GenBank genome assembly.
AUGCAAGAAGUCCACAUCGAUUUAUUCCUAAAUAUUUUAAAGGGAGGUGCACUUGCGCUUUUGGUUAUUUGGACUAUUGCUGCUAACAUACUUGUAUUUGUGGUACUGUAUAAAAAUCCACAUCUUCAAACUGUACCUAAUCUAUUGGUUGCUAAUCUUGCCUUCAGUGAUUUGUGCCUUGGAGUCAUCGUUUUGCCCCUAUCAUCGAUCUAUACGAUCGCAAAUGAAUGGCUUUUCACAUCAACACUUUGCGUCGUUUUUGUAUCAGCAGAUAUCUUAUGCUCCACGGCUUCGAUCUGGAAUUUAUCCAUUGUUGGUCUAGAUCGUUACUGGGCAAUAACUACACCAAUGGCCUAUAUAGCUAAGAGGAAUAAACGUACAGCAGCUUUUCUGAUUUUAUCCGUUUGGCUUUCAUCCGCUUUGAUUAGUUUGGCUCCAUUAUUCGGAUGGAGACAGGCAAGCAGAUUUUUUUAUUUUAAAAUCCAUUCUUUUUUUGAAUUUAUUACUUUUUGGCAGAAUUGA